Molecule: messenger RNA, 119 nt
Organism: Strongylus vulgaris
Lineage: Eukaryota; Metazoa; Nematoda; Chromadorea; Rhabditida; Strongylidae
Source: the annotation of a GenBank genome assembly
AUGGCUGCCUUCUACGAGGAGGAUGAAGGUGAUGCUACGGAUUAUUCUUAUGGCUUAGACGACAAUAGCGAUGGAGAAUCCAGACCGACAGUGGUGCUUAUGGGGCAGAAAAGGUAAUU